Colletotrichum graminicola M1.001 is the source of this 1200-nucleotide messenger RNA. Its product is annotated as gelsolin. The coding region runs from base 1 to 1200 and encodes 399 amino acids. Lineage: Eukaryota; Fungi; Ascomycota; Sordariomycetes; Glomerellales; Glomerellaceae. Gene Ontology annotation, molecular function: actin filament binding. The record is from RefSeq and is a predicted model, not a curated record. The transcript has a single exon.
AUGGCGCCAAACCAAGGUCUUGUGCAUCUCAAGGAGUACGAUAUCAAGGAUAGUAAUGUCGAACUCAUUGGCACGGACAUCGACCACCAGGUGAAAUACAAGUCUGCGGCUACCGAGCCGGCUUGGAAUGAUGGGGAGGUCGGCCAGUCGACAGGGCUACAUGUCUGGCGCAUCGAGGACUUUGAGGUCAAGCCGUGGCCGAAGGAGAAGUACGGCCAGUUCAUGGACGGUGACAGCUAUAUCGUUCUCCACUCGUACAAGGUCGGCAGCAAGGAUGGAACUGAGAAGCUAGGCCACGACAUCUUCUUCUGGCUCGGGGCCCACACUUCGCAGGACGAGGCCGGCACGGCUGCGUACAAGACAGUAGAGCUCGACGAGUUCCUGCACGGGGCUGCGACACAGCAUCGUGAGCUGCAGUCGGCGCCAUCCGACGAGUUUUUGGGACUGUUUCCUCGCAUCUCAAUUCGCUCGGGUGGCGUCAGAUCCGGAUUCCGGCAUGUCGAGGACGGGGGGCCCAAGGAGGAGAUCCUUACCCUUUUGCGCAUUUUCAAGAAUCCGUCCGUGGGCGCCAACGGAGUGGUGGUGCACGAGGUGGAGCCGACGUGGCAGAGUCUGGACGAGAGCGACGUCUUUGUGCUGGAUACGGGCAAUAAGAUCUGGCAGUGGCAGGGCAAGAGCUGCAGCCCGAUGGAGAAGGCCAAGGCGGCGCAGGUGGUCAACGACAUGACCCUGGCUAAGCACAUCGACGUCGAGGUUCUGGCUCAGGAAGAGUCGCGAUCCCGUGUCAUCGUCAAGCUCCUCGGAGGCGACGACGAUACGCCGCAGUCCGGGUUCCAGUGCCCCAGGCCGGUCCGGUCAGCGUCCAAGGCGCACGCUGGCGAAAGGCCCCAGAAGCUCUUCCGGCUCAGCGAUGCUUCGGGCGAGCUCAAGUUCGACAUAGUCAAGGAUGGCAGUCGGGCGGCGCUUUCGGACUUUGACGGACAGGACGUGUUCUUGCUGGAUGAUGGGGGACGGGCCGUCUGGGUGUGGGAAGGACAGGGCGCCAGCAGGGGAGAGAAGGCGAACUGGCUCAGAGUUGCGCAGGCGUAUAUUCGGCAGCUGCAGGGAAGUUCGGAGGCCAAGGAGGCCCAUCUCACGCCGCUGGCCAAGGUGACGCAGGGCAACGAGAGCCGGGCGUUCCUGAAGGCGGUGCAAGUAUAA